CGACUCCAGCAUUGAUUUGAACGACAACUCAAAAAUCGCUCAUUGGCCAGAAACGAUGAAGCGAGAUGGAAGUAAUGGAGGUGGUCGAUCGGAGAAGGUGAAGAAGACGCUGCGAGGACGGACGGAGAAAGCGUGUGUUCGCUGUCGAGCGAAGAAGCGCACUUGUGAUGGCGGAAAUCCAUGCAUGCGUUGCCAGGAAAGCCAUAACGCAUGCUACUUCAGUGACUGGCAUUAUACGGUUCUGUAUCCUCGCGAGUAUGUGGAGUAUCUCGAGGAACAACAGGAGCAACUAUCUGCGGGUAUCAUGGCAAUGUAUCGUCUCCUGAAGGAUGCGAACCUACACACCUUCUCGACCCUGUCCGACAAACCCGAAGCACAAGCCAUUCUAGCAGCUCUCAAGGAAUCGAAUGUUGACAGCAUGGCACUUCACUGGAGCCGGCCCAGUCUGUCCAACCCCCCGGGUACUCUGUUCGACGAUGGGCUUCGCAUACAAAUCAGCGAGGAACCAACAUCACCACGAGAGGAGCAUUGCCAUAGACUGGCACUCAGUCCGUCGACCCACUCUGCAGUAUCGCCGAUUCAACCUGCUUCGACGUACAUGCAACACUUCGGAACAGCCUACGCCUUAGUUCCAGCACCGGUACAUCACAGCUACUCACCUGCAUCGUACCAGACAUUCGAGUCGACUCCGCCCAUGCAGACGUUCAUGCAUCCGCAAAUGUUGGCAGUUCAAACACAGACCUUGCCGCAGGCUGUACCGACACGUCCCGACAUGCUCUUCCCAUGCAGUGCAUGCACUGGCAUCGUUCAAAUACCAGAACCUUGGCGGCCGUCGCUGUCGUCGUUCACGCCCAGCACAAGUGCAUCUCUGGAGCGCGUAUCAGAUCAACCACCGACAUUCGUAGGCCCGACUGGAACACACAGUACCGAGACCGCCCACGAAAACAUGUGUAUAUAUUACCAGACUGAUCAUGACUUACGGCCAUGGCACUAAGGGGCUGUUCAAUAGCCUUUGAGCCACAUAUAAAAACACAGGCGUAUGGGAAAUCCACAAGCGGAGAUGGUUAGUGAACUGAAGUACAGACCGAACGUCUGUACUUCGGUCUGUACUUCUACCAAACUCCGACUGAGAACGUACUGUACCUCGCGAGGUGCAUUGCGACAACCUGCAAAUUCGAGUGCAACGUACAGACCUUUUCACUGCGAUCGUCUGAACUUCAGAUCCUCUGUAGUCCACAACGCCCGGAGGCUACUGAACAGCCCCUAAAGACAAGCUUGAUAUGAAACUCUAC
Molecule: messenger RNA, 1292 nt
Organism: Sphaerulina musiva SO2202
Lineage: Eukaryota; Fungi; Ascomycota; Dothideomycetes; Mycosphaerellales; Mycosphaerellaceae
Exons: 3
Coding region: 56-994 (312 amino acids)
Biological process (GO): regulation of DNA-templated transcription
Molecular function (GO): zinc ion binding; DNA-binding transcription factor activity, RNA polymerase II-specific
Source: RefSeq, a predicted model, not a curated record